Molecule: messenger RNA, 1207 nt
Organism: Closterium sp. Naga37s-1
Lineage: Eukaryota; Viridiplantae; Streptophyta; Zygnematophyceae; Desmidiales; Closteriaceae
Source: the annotation of a GenBank genome assembly
UCCUGCUCUUCCCCACGUGAGUCCUGCUCUUCCCCACGUGAGUCCUGCUCUUCCCCACGUGAGUCCUGCUCUUCCCCACGUGAGUCCUGCUCUUCCCCACGUGAGUCCUGCUCUUCCCCACGUGAGUCCUGCUCUUCCCCACGUGAGUCCUGCUCUUCCCCACGUGAGUCCUGCUCUUCCCCACGUGAGUCCUGCUCUUCCCCACGUGAGUCCUGCUCUUCCCCAGCUGGGCCCUUGCCCCCUCCUCUGCCGUCUCCUCUACCAUGCUCACUCUUCUCCUGAGUUGAAUGUGGAACAACUCGCCAGAGACUGCUCUUCCCUCUCACUGACACUCUCCCUUGCUUUCUCUCCCCCCUACUCUACACUCUCCCUUGCUUCCUCUCCCCCCUACUCUACACUCUCCCUCGCUUCCUCCUCUACACUCUCCCUUGCUUCCUCUCCCCCCUACUCUACACUCACCCUUGAUUCCUCUCCCCCCCACUCUACACUCUCCCUUGCUUCCUUUCCCCCCUACUCUACACUCUCCCUUGCUUCCUCUCCCCCCUACUCUACACUCUCCCUUGCUUCCUCUCCCCCCUACUCUACACCCUCCCUUGCUUCCUCUCCCCCCUACUCUACACCCUCCCUUGCUUCCUCUCCCCCCUACUUUACACGCUCCCUUGCUUCCUCUCCCCCCUACUCUACACCCUCCCUUGCUUCCUCUCCCCCCUACUCUACACUCUCCCUUGCUUCUUCUCCACCCUACUCUACACUCUCCCUUGCUUCCUCUCCCCUCUACUCUACACUCUCCCUUGCUUCCUUUCCCCCCUACUCUACACUCUCCCUUGCUUCCUCUCCCCCCUACUCUACACUCUCCCUUGCUUCCUCUCCCCCCUACUCUACACUCUCCCUUGCUUCCUCUCCCCCCUACUCUACACCCUCCCUUGCUUCCUCUCCCCCCUACUCUACACUCUCCCUUGCUUCCUCUCCCCCCUACUCUACACUCUCCCUUGCUUCCUCUCCCCCCUACUCUACACUCUCCCUUGCUUCUUCUCCACCCUACUCUACACUCUCCCUUGCUUCCUCUCCCCCCUACUCUACACUCUUCCUUGCUUCCUUUCCCCCCUACUCUACACUCUCCCUUGCUUCCUCUCCCCCCUACUCUACACUCUCCCUUGCUUCCUCUCCCCCCUACUCUACACUCUCCCUUGCUUCCUCUCCCCCCUAA